CCCGAUUCAUGCGAGCCGACAACCGGCGUCAGCGUGGCAUCUGACGUUAACACGCGUUCAAACUCGUUACCGGAUUUUUUUUACCUCUUUCUUUCUUCCUUUUUUUUGCCCUUUUUUUUUUGUACAAGUGAUGUUACGAACGAUGACACACGUUACCGUUUACGCGCGCAUGCACUUUUUCUAUUACGGUAUCGCGUACCUGUGUUAACGUCAGAUGACAGGUUGUCGUUGAAGCGACUUUUUCGCCGACAGUUCGAACUUUCUUCUUCAUUUCUUUAUCGUUCGAAGGCUUUAUCUCUGUUUAUGGAAAUUUUGAGAAACGAGCGAUAUUUUCAUAUCUUUUAUGUAUAUUCGUAAUCGCUGAAGAUUGAAUAACAAUGAUUGAUGUUAAGAUAUGAAUAACGUAUAAUGUGAAAUAAUUAUGCAUAAUAUUAUAAUUUCUUCAUUUCUUUAUCAUUCAAAGUGUCUCUGUUUAUGGAAAUUUAAGAAAUGAGCAGUAUUUUCAUAUCUUUUAUAUAUGUUCGUAACCACUGAAAAUUGAAUAACAAUUGAUGUAACGAUAUCUAAAGAUAUGAAUAACAAUUAAUGUAAGUGAGAUAAUUAUGCAUGAUAAUUUCUUCAGCGAUUAUAAACAGUAAUAUUUAUACUCUGAAAUGAUUGCAUGUAAUCUUGAAAAUUUUGAUGACAAUAGGAUGCGUCAUGUAAAAUCAAAGCAGUUAUGUAACGUGCAACUGCUUCAUCACUUUAUUUCAGUGGCUUCCCUUUUCUCGUGAAAAGUUAAUGGUUGCAAACACAUGGUCGGUUGCAUUUUACUUUGUGUUCAUGAUAUAUCGAUACAUUUGUCGUAGAUUGGAACCGUGUCAUAGUUCUAGCAAUGAGACGAUAGAAGAUGAUGACGAAGUAUUCAGCAGCGAAGACGAGGAGCAGGAGGAUAGCAGUGAUUAUUGUAAAGGUGGAUACCAUCCUGUGAAAAUAGGAGAUCUCUUUUUAAAUCGAUAUCACGUUACCCGUAAGCUCGGUUGGGGUCACUUCUCCACUGUAUGGCUCUGUUGGGAUUUACAGGAUAAACGUUUUGUGGCGCUUAAAAUCGUGAAAUCCGCAUCCCAUUUUACUGAGACUGCGUUGGAUGAAAUUAAAUUAUUAAAAGACGUGCGCGAUACAGAUCCCACUGAUCCUAAGCGCAAUAAGACCGUCCAGUUGCUCAAUGACUUCAAGAUCAGCGGCAUUAAUGGUCUGCAUGUUUGCAUGGUAUUCGAAGUGCUUGGACAUAAUCUUCUUAAAUUGAUUAUUAAGUCAAAUUAUAGAGGUAUUCCAAGGAAUAAUGUAAAACGCAUCAUCAGACAAGUCCUCGAAGGUCUCGAUUAUCUUCAUAAUAAAUGUAAGAUUAUCCAUACAGACAUUAAACCUGAAAAUGUUCUUGUAUGCGUCGACGAGACUUAUAUACGAAAAUUAGCUUGCGAAGCGACAGAAUUGCAUUCGAUGGGAGCAAAGUUACCCGUGUCCCUGAUUUCUACCGCACCGAAGGAAUUCCAAGAACCCAUACCAAAUUCUAAAAUGUCCAAGAACAAGAAGAAAAAAUUAAAGAAGAAAGCCAAGCGCCAGAACGAACUCUUGAAGAAACAGAUGGAACAGAUUGAGGAAUUAGAAGAGCAAAGUAAACUCGCGAAUAACACGAGAGAGAACGGAGAGGUUGAAACGAAUAGCCUAGAUCAAGAUCUUAAUACGGAAAGCAUAGAGGACAAUACGGAGAGUAAAGGUUCGCCCGACAUUUCGGAACCGUCCGCGCCUUCCUUACACAUGAACGGAGUAGACGGUUUAGCGGGCGGCGAGAAAAUACAGAGUCCGUCGCCCGAGCAAGAAUCCGAAAAGAUGGACAAUGUGACUCUGUGCGAUGUGGAGAAAAGCUGCGGCGAAGGUGUUCUACCACCGGAUGCCGAGGAUACUGAUGAAUGUAGCGAAAGCCGUAGGUCGUUUAAUCCACCGGAGAGCAAGCAGUUGAAACGAACCUUCGUAUCGCCAUUGGAUCCUGCCAUAAUGGAAUGCGAGGUCGACGUGAAGAUAGCGGAUCUCGGAAACGCGUGUUGGGUUCAUAAGAAAUUCACGGAUGACAUUCAGACUCGUCAGUACAGGUCGCUUGAGGUUCUGUUAGGCUCCGGAUAUGAUACCUCUGCUGAUAUAUGGUCCACCGCUUGCAUGGCGUUCGAAUUGGCGACUGGCGAUUACCUUUUUGAACCGCACAGUGGUAAAGAUUACUGCAGAGAUGAAGAUCACUUGGCUCAUAUAAUCGAGUUGUUGGGAGAAAUACCGAGACGUAUUGCUCUCGGGAAGAACUCAAAGAUAUACUUUAACAAAAAGGGUGAACUGAAGCAUAUUACUGGGUUGAAACCGUGGGGGCUAUACGAAGUACUGACGGAGAAGUAUGACUGGACGCCGAGCGAAGCGCGUGAGUUCGCAGAGUUCCUAACACCGAUGCUCGAAUUUAAUCCGAGCAUGCGAGCCACUGCAGCCGAGUGCCUGAAGCAUCCGUGGCUGCAAAUCAAAAAGUGAUCGCGUUUUUUAUUGUUUUAUCUGUAAUAUUCUCACUCCGCUCCCUUGAAUUUUCACCCCAGUCCCAGACCGCCCGGUUAUCGCGAUUGUAAAUCGAGAGUGUGAUAGGAAGCCGAAAAUACUUGCGAACGUCAGGUGUGUUAUUUCGCGUACUGAAAAUUAUUAAUUCCGCGAGCCAAUUUGCGUAAGAGCAAGUGCAUCGUAUCAAGAACGCGCACACAGACAUACAUACUCACACAUACACAUGUACACAUUAGAAAACUGUUUGAUAUACGAAUUACGGGAACGAAUUGUAUCAUAUGUUGUUAUAUUAAUCAUACGAAUGUGUCUCCGUGUGAGGAAAUGCUACGAAACCGAAAAAGUUUCAAGAAGAUUGUUAUAUAUCCUUUACAAAAUGGUGAUUUGACAAUAUCGCGAAAGUCGCCUCAAGGAAACAACUUUCGAACGUAAAUGUAACGAGAGCGAAGUGUCGCAAAAUCCGGAAAUCAUUGAAGAAGAUCUUGCAACAUUCCGCUGAUUUCCAUAUAUAAAUAACGGCCGCGCGCGUGCUUCCUAAUAAAACACUCUCAAACGUCAUCGGCUGAUCAUUUGUGUGAUUGUAAUACACUUGUUACAUCGUGUUUUUAAUUAGUGAUGAGAGAAAACUUAAAUUAAAAAAAUUUCAUAGUAUACUUUAUAUACAUAUUACUUUUCGUAUUCUCGUGUCGCAUUCUUCGUACUCGUCAUUUAAUUUAUCUAAUGAAUAUUCCAAGAAUCGUGGGAUCUACUCGUAAUGCACUGUGCGAAAAGGGGCUUAUUGGUGGACUCAAUAACGUGUUCGGUUUAAAAUUAGGACUCAUCGCCUUGACUCAGUUAUCUGUAUAUACUUUUAUAUAUUACAUACACCGGUCGCUGUAAAUUCUUGCCAACAAACUUGUCGAGAAAUCGUAACAGGACAGAAAUGACUAAUUAAUAUUUUAUGUCUACCUCAAUAUACGUGAACCGGUUAGAAAUACUCACAAACAUACAUAUGCAACAAGAAACUGUUCACGUAUAAAUUGAAAUAGAUUGAUUUAUAUAUUGUAAAAUAAUUAAGAGUUGGUCACCAGAUUCUUGGGAUAUUACAACUAUUUUGGGCACUAAUUGGAAUAAGACAAUAUGUAUGCACACUCAUAUUUUUAUGAUACAUUUUCUAACCGUUUAGUUUAUAAAAUUCGCGAUGUAUAUUAAACAAUAUUAUUUUUAUUUAUCGACAAAAAUAUUAAAAAUCAAAUUUUUUUAGCAAUAAGCAUCAAUAGGGCUGUGUGUCUAACAUAUAUGUUACAUAGUAAUAUUUAUAUACUUACUGUAAGCACAGCUUACAUAUAUGUGGCAAUAAAACUAACGUCAUUAUAUGUAUGUAGUAUUUACGAUUUACACGUGAAAGAAAAUGCAAUUUGUCUUGUUCCGUUGUGCCCUGCAAUAACGAUAUACGAUUUCUAAUAAACAUUUCUGUUAUAAACUCGUUUAUGUCGCUCCAAUGCGAACACCAUAUACAUAAUGUACAACUACGAAAAAGAGUAUCUAUAUCGCAGAUAAGGUCUUGGUGAACACAAUGAACGAGAAAAAGAAACGUUAAUUUUUGUGCGAACCCCCUUACUACGUGAAUAUUGACUGACUACUGAAGCUCUCUGCCGAUAUAAUAAUUGUCUUCUAUUUUAUAAACGAGAAAGCGAAGCAGUACGUUCCACCGAACCCUUUGGGCGUCGCGCAUACUUUCUUAUGUCGACGAAUUCAAUUCAUGCUUCCCGCAGAAUGUUCUGUUUCGCUUCGCCUGCCAGUCUAAGGUCACAUUUCAUAGGAAAAAAAAAGAAAAAAAACAAUCUUGAAUUAUGGAGAUGCGUGCGUAUGUGGAAAUCGUCAUAAUGUAUAAAUAUUUUGUCACUCACUGCAGUUACAUAUUUCUUCUCGGGUAAAAGAGGAAAAUACUUCCGUGAAAAUAUAUUAUCUAUUUUUUAACAUUA
Molecule: messenger RNA, 4529 nt
Organism: Nylanderia fulva
Lineage: Eukaryota; Metazoa; Arthropoda; Insecta; Hymenoptera; Formicidae
Source: RefSeq, a predicted model, not a curated record